Messenger RNA from Arthroderma uncinatum, 2088 nucleotides. RefSeq names its product zinc finger protein. Gene Ontology annotation, biological process: regulation of transcription by RNA polymerase II. Gene Ontology annotation, molecular function: DNA-binding transcription factor activity, RNA polymerase II-specific; RNA polymerase II cis-regulatory region sequence-specific DNA binding. The record is from RefSeq and is a predicted model, not a curated record. NCBI's taxonomy places the organism in Eukaryota, Fungi, Ascomycota, Eurotiomycetes, Onygenales, Arthrodermataceae. The coding region runs from base 1 to 2088 and encodes 695 amino acids. The transcript has 2 exons.
AUGCAGCUGUCCGACCAGCAUCAGAGCCAGAGCCCAAGCCAGAAGAAAGAGCGCUCGCCAGCAACACCGACGCCGGCGUCAGCGCCAGCUCCCGGGCUCAAGAGACAGUCGAACGGCCAGACGCUCUCCUCCGUCACAGCAAACGGCAUCUCAAAGGCCGACGCCAGCUCGAACCGUGGAUCGAACAAUGUAACCGUUACCGAGCCACAGCAACCACAUACCCAGGCCUAUACAUCAUCGCAGUCACAGCAGCAGAUGGCUUCCACGCCCAGUCGCGCCACCGUCGUCAGUCGCGAGGGCUCCUCCACGCACUCCUCCGCCUUCGACGAGCUCCAGCACCCAGACUCGGACGGAGAGCACUAUCCCUCCGACAACGAGGUCGAGAUGGGCGGCACCGGAGACGCCGGACAGUCAGGAACUGCUGCAGGCACUUCGGGCGGAGGUGCCGGAAGCUCAACUGGAUCGGCAGGUCCGCCGUCGAAGAAGAAAAAGGGCCAGCGUUUCUACUGCACCGACUUUCCGCCCUGCAAUCUCAACUUUACCCGCAGUGAACAUCUAGCCAGGCACAUCAGAAAACACACCGGGGAGCGUCCGUUUCAGUGCCACUGCUCUCGCCGCUUCUCCCGUCUGGACAACCUCCGCCAGCAUGCCCAGACCGUCCACGUCAAUGAAAACAUACCGGGCGACUCCCUCGCUGCCACCGGAACUCGCUUCCAGCGCCAGAUACGCACCGAUCGUGUGCGUCCCACCGGCCGUGCCCGCGCGGGGACCGGAGGCAGCCAUUCUCACAGCCACAGCCGCAAUCUAUCUACCUCCAGCAUCUCGUCCAACAUGUCCACCUUCAGCCCGACACACCAGGAACUACGGCGCAGACCACCGCCGCUGAUGAUGGCUGGGUCAGGGCCCGAUCCCGCGCGUGGCCGGCUGUCUCUCUCCCUCGAGACCAUGGGUGAGCCGCCCAAGACUCCCCCGAACCAAUCUGCUCCCGGGCCCAUCUUCACCCCGUCCUCGGCCACAUACGACCACGGAAGCCCUUACUACGCUUCUCCAAACUCGGCAUACGGCUCGUUCUGGCCUGAUCGCACUUUUGGUCGUCGUCUGUCGGUGCCCACAGGUACAAGGCCCUUUGAGUCGCCGCAUUCAAACUAUCCCAGCCAGUCGCCAUUCUCACGCAUGACACACCCAUCAUACCCAGGUCCGUCAAUAGCACCGGCUCCGGCACCCGUGUUGGCGCCAGCUCCGGCAGAAACACCGCAGUAUGCAUCUGUAACGCCGGGUAGCGCCGUCGAUUCCGGCUUUGAGGCUGAUCCUCGACGGAGAACAUGGCAUCCUUCCUCGUACACGGGAUUUGCACGUCCCGCUCCAGCUACCAGCGGAUUAUGGUUCCAGCAAUCCGCCGAACCGCCAGGUGUGAGCGUAGGUGUAAACGUCAAUGUACCUCCACUCUCUUCUUCCUCGCAACAGACAACCCGUCUACCGGGAAUUGAAUCGUUCGAUCAUGUCCCCCCACGCCGAGAUCGUGACCGAGACAGCAGCCCCAUGUCCAUCGACCGUCGCCAUUUCCAACACCAGCCUUACUCCCAACCACCGCCGCCAUCCCAUAUAAUAGGUAGCUCCUCGUUCGCGCCCACCUUCAACGCCACGCCCCGGCCUGCCCCGCCUUACUCCGGUGCAGAACACAGACGCGGGCAGCUAUCCCUCGACACAACGCUGCAGCGAACACUGACCAGGCUAGAUCUACACGGCAACGGCAGCUCCAAUGGCAGUGCCAAGGAUGCGGCCAGCUGGAGCCAGGCGACACUCGGUGAGUUGCAGAGUAUCGGAUCUCGACCGUCAACGGGAGCAGGCACAGGUCCCCUGAGAGAAGAGGUCGAGCACGAAGAAGAGAUGAAGGAAGACGAUGGACCAGGACCAAGCGUUCCUACCGAGAUGCCCACGCAGCAGCAGCAGCCAACCCAGUUCGAGACGAGUUCUACAGAACAGCGACAGCGGAUGGCCGGCGGUGGCGGAAGCAGCGGCGAUGGACUCGGCCGCCUCGAAGCACUCGUCGCCGUUGCUACGAGUGAAAAUAAAAAGACAAAAUUCUAG